CCAGCCCAACAAAGUCAUUGGAAUUUUAACAAUAAUAACCAUUAAUUUAGAUAGGCUUACAUUGGUUCUUAAUUUUGAGAAAGAUUAAGUACCAAUGGCAAUGUCCUCUACUACUCUGUCUUUCUUCUCCCUCUUCAUCUCUGUGUUGGUAUCGCUGGACUCCAGUAUUAGCAAUGUCCAAUUAGUCCAGGCAGGCAACCCAAAUUACAGAGAUGCCCUUGCAAAGUCCAUCCUCUUCUUCCAGGGACAGAGGUCAGGCAAGCUCCCCUCCGGCGCCGCCCAACAAAUCACUUGGAGGUCUAAUUCUGGCCUUUCCGAUGGCCGUUUCGCACAAGUGGACUUAACUGGAGGAUACUACGAUGCUGGAGACAAUGUCAAGUUCAACUUCCCAAUGGCCUUCACCACCACAAUGCUUUCAUGGGGAGCACUUGAAUAUGGCAAGAAAAUGGGACCCCAACUAGCAAGUACCCGGGCCGCAAUCCGAUGGUCCGCAACAUAUCUUCUAAAAUGUGCUAGAGCCACACCCAAUAGGCUCUAUGUUGGGGUCGGGGACCCCAAUAUAGACCACAAGUGUUGGGAGAGGCCCGAAGACAUGGAUACGUCCCGAACCGUUUACUGGGUCUCUCCAAGCAAUCCAGGCUCGGAUGUUGCUGGAGAGACGGCAGCCGCACUGGCGGCUGCUUCUAUGGUUUUUCGAAAGGUAGACUCCAAAUAUUCGAAGUUGCUAUUGAGCACAGCCAAGAAGGUGUUUCAAUUUGCAAUUCAGUACAGAGGUGCCUACAGUGAUUCACUUGGUUCUGCAGUUUGCCCAUUUUACUGCUCAUAUUCUGGAUACAAGGAUGAGUUGGUGUGGGGUGCUGCAUGGCUUCUUAGAGCAACAAAUGAUGCUUUUUACUUCAAUUUCUUGAAAUCCAUGGGAGCUGGUGAUUCACCAGACAUCUUCAGCUGGGAUAACAAAUUUGCUGGUGCUUAUGUUCUGCUAUCAAGGAGGGCUGUGUUGAACAAUGACAAGAAUUUUGACUCGUAUAAACAACAAGCUGAGCAAUUUAUGUGCGGCAUUUUGCCCAACUCACCCUCUUCAAGUACACAAUACACACAAGGAGGGCUCAUAUACAAGCUGCCUGGAAGUAACCUCCAAUAUGUCACCUCAAUUACAUUCUUGCUCACUACCUAUUCCAAGUACAUGUCUGCCAGAAAGCACACAUUUAACUGUGGAAACCUUGUCGUCACUUCAAGCGCUUUAAGAAACCUUGCCAAGAGACAGGUGGAUUACAUAUUAGGGGUAAACCCUCUGAAGAUGUCCUACAUGGUAGGGUAUGGACCCUACUAUCCCAAGAGAAUUCACCACAGAGGAUCUUCAUUGCCCUCAUUGGAUAGUCAUCCGCAAACGAUCGGAUGUGAUGGCGGUUUCCAACCGUUCUUCUAUUCAUCAAAUCCAAAUCCUAACAUCUUAGUUGGAGCUGUUGUUGGAGGUCCAAAUCAGAAUGAUGGGUUUCCAGAUGACCGAGCCGAUUAUAGUCAUUCAGAGCCUGCAACAUACAUAAAUGGUGCUAUAGUUGGACCGUUAGCAUACUUUGCUGGGAGCAAAUCUCAAUAGAAGUUGUACCAGCUAACUGUAAAUAGCUAUAUUUGAUUGUCCCCAAAAGGGGUCUAUCCGUCUAUGUAUCCCACCAGAAAUACGUGGGAUAUUUGUUUGUCUUUGCUUCUUUCCAACAAUGAUCUGGAAAAGUAGGCAUUUUUAGGCUCGCAUCGAGCAGUUUAUGAAUCAAAAUUAAAUUAA
Rosa rugosa (rugosa rose) is the source of this 1780-nucleotide messenger RNA. Its product is annotated as endoglucanase 9-like. The transcript is spliced from 6 exons. The coding region runs from base 95 to 1597 and encodes 500 amino acids. Lineage: Eukaryota; Viridiplantae; Streptophyta; Magnoliopsida; Rosales; Rosaceae. The record is from RefSeq and is a predicted model, not a curated record. Gene Ontology annotation, biological process: carbohydrate metabolic process. Gene Ontology annotation, molecular function: hydrolase activity, hydrolyzing O-glycosyl compounds.